Molecule: messenger RNA, 168 nt
Organism: Alternaria burnsii
Lineage: Eukaryota; Fungi; Ascomycota; Dothideomycetes; Pleosporales; Pleosporaceae
Exons: 2
Coding region: 1-168 (55 amino acids)
Source: RefSeq, a predicted model, not a curated record
AUGCCUGUAUCAGACAUGCACAAUGAAUGUGCUCAAGAUUCUCCACAUAACGAGACAUCAGGUCCUUCUCAAGGUGUUCGAAAGAGCGCAGGGUCCUUGUGGGGCCCUCGGAAUGGCGACCUCUCUCGAGCGCAAUCGAUCGCUCGAUGCUGCGCAUCGACUCCUUGA